This is a messenger RNA of Girardinichthys multiradiatus, 2076 nucleotides long. Its product is annotated as MAGUK p55 subfamily member 3-like. Gene Ontology annotation, cellular component: cell-cell junction; plasma membrane. NCBI's taxonomy places the organism in Eukaryota, Metazoa, Chordata, Actinopteri, Cyprinodontiformes, Goodeidae. Bases 178 to 2076 code for a protein of 632 amino acids. Gene Ontology annotation, molecular function: protein binding. The transcript has 21 exons. The record is from RefSeq and is a predicted model, not a curated record.
CUCAUCAGCAGGUUAGUGAGAGCAGCAGCCACAGGAGGAAGAGGAGGAAGAAGUAAGGAAGAAAAAAAAUUGGAACGAGAGAAACUGUGUGGCUGCAGUCGGGAGCAACACAAACACAAGCAGGGAGGUGGAGAUCUGGAGAGAAGAGAAGAUUUCCCCUCCUCACCUCUCUGACCCAUGAAGGAAGCAAUGCCGGUUCUCACAGCUGGAGCAGGGCUGCAUGAAACACUGGCUCUGCUGACCUCUCAGUUGCGCCCCAAUGCCAACCACAAAGAGGACAUGGUCUUUCUGAAAGACGUCUUCAGUGAGAGGAGUUUGGGAUACUUCAUGAAGAUACAUGAGAAACUGAGACAGUACGAGAGACAAAGCCCCACACCGGUCCUCCACAGCGCCUCCUCUCUGGCUGAAGAUGUGGCAGAAGAGCUACAUACUGGACCAAUGAGCACAGAGGAGAAGGAACUGCUGCACCUGCUGAUGUCACCACAUCUGAAGGCUGUCCUCUCAGUGCAUGACACCGUGGCUCAGAAGAACUUUGACCCUGUGUUGCUUCCGCUGCCUGAUGAUUUUGAGGACGAGCUGGAUGAGGAGUCUGUGAAGAUUGUCAGACUAGUGAAGAACAAGGAGCCUCUGGGAGCAACGAUCAGACGAGAUGAAACAACAGGAGCAGUGAUCAUAGCCCGGAUUAUGAGAGGAGGUGCUGCAGAUCGAAGCGGUUUGGUCCAUGUAGGAGAUGAACUCAGGGAAGUCAAUGGAGUUUCUGUGAUCCACAAGAGGCCUGAUGAGAUCAGUCAGCUGUUGUCCCAAUCCCAGGGCUCCAUCACGCUAAAGAUAAUCCCAGCUAUCAAAGAGGAGGACACACUGAGGGAGAGUAAGGUAUACAUGAGAGCCUUGUUUGACUACACACCUGUGGAAGACAAGGCCACACCCUGCCAGGAAGCAGGACUUCCCUUCAAACUGGGGGACAUCCUGCUGGUUGUGACACAGGACGACCCCACAUGGUGGCAGGCCAAGUGCGUGGGAGACAACAAUCUGCGGGCCGGACUGAUCCCAUCCAAACAGUUCCAGGAGAGGCGACUGGCCUACAGGAUGAAAAUGGGCACGCUUCCGAAUCCAAAAUCCCCUAAAAAGCCUGCUUCUGAAGGAUGUGACAAAGGUCUCUUACCCAAUGCUUACCCCCCUCUCUACCCUGCAUGCCUCCUUACAGAGGACUGUGACUGUGAAGGCUAUUUCAAUGGACAGUACAUAGAAAGCCAGGCUGUAGUUUCUUCUAAGUGUAAAGCAGUGGCGCCCUCCUGUGGCCAGAUGUUUUCCUGGGAAUUUUAUUCAGCUGGUUUACGGAGGAGCUUCCGGUUGAGUCGUAAGGAUCGUCAGGAAUCAUCUGGAGAGGGCUCGGAGCUUGGAGAGUCAGAAUUUCUGACCUAUGAGGAGGUAACCCGCUAUCAGCAGAGGUCUAACGAGAGGCCACGCCUAGUGGUUCUGAUCGGUUCUCUUGGAGCGCGAAUCAAUGAGUUGAAGCAGCGGGUGAUAGCUGAAAAUCCACAUCGUUAUGCUGUAGCUGUUCCACAUACUACCAGGCCUAAGAAACCUCAUGAGAAAGAUGGUGUGGAGUAUCACUUUGUCACCAAGCAGCAGUUUGAUGCAGACACUUUAAACAACAAAUUUAUAGAGCAUGGAGAGUAUAAGGAGAACCAGUAUGGCACCAGUAUAGAGGCAAUCCGCUCUGUUCAAGCCAAGAAUAAGAUGUGUAUAGUUGAUGUUCAGCCUGAGGCCCUGAAGAGGCUACGAACUGCAGAGUUUAAGCCAUGUGUUAUAUUUGUCAAACCUCGAAUUCCCGAGAGCCGACGUCGCCGCAGUGCUGCCACCUCACCAGGAGGGGGAGAGCAUGGCCGUCUUACAGAUGAAGACCUCCAGGAAAUGCGUCAGUCUGCCUUUCAGAUCGAUCAGCAGUAUGGACACCUCGUGGACCGUGUGCUGAUCAAGGAGGACUCGGCCGGUGCUUGUGCCGAACUGCGAGGCAUUUUGGAAAGAUUGGAACGCGAUUCCUUCUGGGUGCCUCUCAUCUGGGUGCAGACCUAA